CCGAGAGGUAGUCUGGAGGCUUGUACCGGAACAGGGCCGACUUGUAUAACGUUUUUUUCUGCGUUUCAAAUGAGUGUUAAUUGAUGUCUGAAAGGGAGCAGCUUUAUAACCUCGUCUACUGAUACGGUGUGAUUGGAUUUACCGACACAGAGAGAUGACUCGUAUUAAAGACGCGUAAAGAUGCCAUCGUGGAUCAGGCUGAGGGUUCUCCUGUCUGCGCUGAAGUCCACUGCUUUCUGGACGGGACCUGUCCACGGAGAGCCCCUGUGCCAACUGCGUUCAGCGAUCUUUCUCCUGUUAUGGAACACAGACUACACAGAUUCUGGCUCUGGUAUGACAGAAGAGAAUCAGGUUCGUGGGACAGAGAGCUACUCCAGACCCCCCCAGCUCAGUAGUGGUGAGGGUGUGGAGGGGCAGGAGAAGAGACUGAGGGUGAGCUGGGCUGUUCCUCACUCCUGGAAAGAGAGAGACCGCUACCACGAGCUGCUCUAUGAGCUCAGAUACCACACCAUGCCACACGGAACACAGAUAAAAGGGACCACCACAGCCCGGUUCUACACUAUAACAGAUGCGUUGUCAGGAGUACAGUACCUGAUCCAACUCAGAGCUAAGGAAGAGUUUGAUGGCCACUGGAGUGAAUGGAGCACGGCUGUCUACGCCAACACCUGGACAGCCCCUGUGCCAACUGCGUUCAGCGAUCUUUCUCCUGUUAUGCAGGACUACACAGACUACACAGAUUCUGGCUCUGGUAUGACAGAAGAGACAUCAGUCUCUGAGUCUCGGGGUGAUGUGGAGGUGUGGCCUCAUGUCCUGUGGGUGGUUGCUUCCUGUGUGCUGCUGUCAAUCACUCUGUUGUCCGCCUACCUCUACAGGCACAGGGAGAGGUUCAUGUCUAAACUGUGGAGGUUGAGUCCCGUCUCCUCCUCUCCUGCUUGCCCUCCCCCCCUCACAGCCCUGCCUACCCAGGAAGGACAUGCCCUCGUGAACUUUGCACCCAUCUACGGGGAACCUGUCCCACAGGAAGAAGAGAAGAAGGAGGAGGAUGAAGAGGAGAAGAGAGAAGGGGAAGUUAUUCGCUUUAACAACACAAGCUAUUUUCUGGUCCAGAGCAAAUGAUAUGCCUGCUCUUAAAACAAACCCCUUACCCUCUAUCCCAGGCCCUUACUGCUAGCCCCCUGUCCCU
This is a messenger RNA of Salvelinus sp. IW2-2015, 1183 nucleotides long. Lineage: Eukaryota; Metazoa; Chordata; Actinopteri; Salmoniformes; Salmonidae. The record is from RefSeq and is a predicted model, not a curated record.